ACCCCACUUCACCCAUCUGCCCUGCACGUACGGGGGGUUUAGUGUAUAUAUAGAUCCUCUCAAUCAUUGGUACUGGUGAGGGCACACUUCACUCCACCAGUCUCGCACGGAAGAUCCCGACGGCAGCUCGUCCAGGAUCCUUCUGAUAUACCAGUACUACCACUAUGUGUGACGACGACGCGACCGCGCUGGUCUGCGACAAUGGGUCUGGCCUCUGCAAGGCUGGCUUUGCCGGUGACGACGCUCCCCGCGCCGUCUUCCCCUCCAUCGUCGGCCGUCCUCGUCACCAGGGUGUGAUGGUCGGUAUGGGUCAGAAGGACGCCUACGUCGGUGAUGAGGCCCAGAGCAAGAGAGGUAUCCUGACUCUCAAGUACCCCAUCGAGCACGGCAUCAUCACCAACUGGGACGACAUGGAGAAGAUCUGGCAUCACACCUUCUACAACGAGCUGCGUGUUGCCCCUGAGGAGUCCCCAGUCCUCCUGACGGAGGCUCCCCUCAACCCCAAGGCCAACCGUGAGAAGAUGACACAGAUCAUGUUCGAGACGUUCAGUACUCCUGCCAUGUACGUGGCCAUCCAGGCCGUACUGUCCCUGUACGCCUCUGGUCGUACCACAGGUAUCGUGCUGGACUCCGGUGAUGGUGUUACUCACACUGUCCCCAUCUACGAGGGUUAUGCUCUUCCUCACGCUAUUAUGCGUCUCGACUUGGCUGGACGUGAUCUUACCGAUUACCUUAUGAGGAUUCUCACAGAGCGAGGCUAUUCCUUCACCACUACUGCCGAACGUGAAAUUGUCCGCGAUAUCAAAGAGAAGCUUUGUUAUGUUGCUUUAGAUUUUGAAGGAGAAAUGGCACAGGCUGCUGCUUCUACCGCCAUCGAAAAGUCAUAUGAACUUCCUGAUGGACAAGUUAUUACUAUCGGCAAUGAACGAUUCCGUUGUCCUGAGGCUCUCUUUCAGCCUUCUUUCCUUGGAAUGGAAUCUAGCGGUGUCCAUGAAACAGUAUAUCAGUCUAUCAUGAAGUGUGACGUUGAUAUCAGGAAGGAUCUGUACGCUAACACUGUCAUGUCUGGUGGUACCACCAUGUACCCUGGUAUUGCUGACCGCAUGCAGAAGGAAAUUACUACACUGGCUCCCUCCACUAUCAAGAUCAAGAUCAUUGCUCCUCCCGAGCGUAAGUACUCCGUCUGGAUCGGUGGCUCCAUCCUGGCCUCUCUCUCCACCUUCCAGUCCAUGUGGAUCACCAAGGAGGAGUACGACGAAUCCGGCCCAGGCAUCGUCCACCGCAAGUGCUUCUAAGCCGUGCGUUGUUAUCCUUCAGCAUAUUCAUUUAAUAACGUGUUACUGGAGACAACUUACACUCUUAAUAUUCUGUUGCCUCAGCUAAAAGCAGUGUUUAGCCCACAUUGGGUAAUGUGACACCUUCCUCUUGUCAUUAAAAUUAUUUUGCUAUUAUAUGCACAAUGGAUUUAUUCUUGAAAUAAAACAGUAUCUUCCUUA
Messenger RNA from Procambarus clarkii (red swamp crayfish), 1496 nucleotides. RefSeq names its product actin, muscle-like. The record is from RefSeq and is a predicted model, not a curated record. Lineage: Eukaryota; Metazoa; Arthropoda; Malacostraca; Decapoda; Cambaridae.